CUUCUGAAACGUCUCAGAUUCAACCAAUUAGACACCUUUUUAACCCUCCAGAUAAUGAAGAAAAAUUAUAUUCAUUGUUUGAAGAACACGUAGUGUUAUAUACUGAGAUCUGUAUAAGUUGCAUCAAGACAAAAACUUCAGAUAACUAA
This is a messenger RNA of Racocetra persica, 149 nucleotides long. The record is from the annotation of a GenBank genome assembly. NCBI's taxonomy places the organism in Eukaryota, Fungi, Glomeromycota, Glomeromycetes, Diversisporales, Gigasporaceae.